Auxenochlorella protothecoides is the source of this 1650-nucleotide messenger RNA. RefSeq lists its product as hypothetical. NCBI's taxonomy places the organism in Eukaryota, Viridiplantae, Chlorophyta, Trebouxiophyceae, Chlorellales, Chlorellaceae. The transcript is spliced from 6 exons. The record is from RefSeq and is a predicted model, not a curated record. Bases 1 to 1650 code for a protein of 549 amino acids.
AUGGUCGUGCAGGCCAGGCUCAGCCGCAUGGUGUCCGACGUGGAGAGCAUGGGGGCCGCUGAUGCGGAGCUGGCCAGAAUCCUCGUGGCUGAGAACAACCAGGGUGAUCUGGGAGCACAUUCGAUGUCUCACUCCCAGGCGGGUGCUACCUACUUCAAAAGGCCCCCGGUGGAUACCUUCGUGACCGUGGAUGGCGUGCUGGCACGCAAGUGCCCAGAAGCGGCUACUGCUGGUCCAUUACCCCUGGCCAGGGCUGCGUCCACCCUGGUUUUCUAUGUGUACAACGCCGUGGAUGAGGAGCAGAUGGGCAACUUUGACUUCUUCCUCAAGUUCGGCCUGUCCGCCAAUGACACCGUCACGUACCGCAUCAUCAUCACGAGUGGGGGUGCGGUGAAGCCCCCCCUGGCCAUGCCAGAGCUACCCCCCAACGCCAAGUACAUCAGCACCACGGCAUGCACCGGCACCUGGGGAGCCCUCGGCGCAAUCGAGGAGCAGGUGGAUGCCACCAAGUUCCCAUUCGUGGUGGUGGUCGACUCCAGCGUGCGCGGCCCCUUCCUCCCGCCCUAUGCCGCCGGCGUCAUGCACUGGACGGAGGCCUUCACCUCCCGCCUCACGAAGAGCGUGAAGAUGGUGGGCUCGGCCAUCAGCUGCGAGGGGGCGCCGCGCGCCGGGCAUGCGGCACUGGAGUGGCGCCGCAACCCCUAUGUGCUGCCAUACGCCUGGGCGGCAGACGCGGAUGGGUGGGCUGUGCUGGCGGCCGACCCCAACGUCUUCCGGUGCUUUCAGAGCCCCUGGGACGCGCGGUACUACUCUGAUGUCGGGGCCGGUCUGGCCAUGCUCCGCGCAGGGUACAACCUGGACUCGCUGCUGAUGCGAUACCAGGGUGUGGACUGGUGGGCGCUGAAUAACUGGGACUGCAAUGGGAGGGUCCGACCAGACGGGGAGAUGCAGUACGACGGGGCGUCCAUCACGCCGUAUGAGACCAUGUUUGUGCCCAUGGACGCUGGCAAGGUGGAGGCCAAGUGGACCUACAUCCGGACGGCACUCAAGUACCAGGAGUGGAUGCAAGCACAGGCAAACAAGGCGAUGGAUGUGAACACCAACGCGCUGUCGGCCGACCCCUGGACCUCGCGUGCCGAGGACCUGGUGGCCAUGAAUGCCCGAGGGCCGGGCUGCUUCGACUUCAGAUUCUACACCGAGAACAACCCGGACCUGGCGGGGAAGGCAGGGUCGCCCCUGGAGCUGUGGGAGCACUGGCUGCUCCUGGGUCAGUUCCAGGGCCGCACCCACCGAUUCUCCUGCCCGGUACAGAUGGGCACCACGUAUCGGAUUGCAUACCUCCGGGCGCGUGGUGGCUCCUGCUUCGACCACAACUACUACCUCCGGCACAAUCCGGACCUGAGGGCCGCUGGCAUGACCAGCUCAAGCGAGCUGUACGGCCACUACACCUAUUUUGGGCAGUUCGAGGAGCGCGCCGUCAAGUUUGUGUGCCCUGACACCUGGCACGACCUGGCCGGGGGCUACGAGACAGUCCCUGUCGGCAGCGAGGCCGAGGUGAAGGCCAGUCUGCAGGAGUUUGCGGCCGGGACGUUGGAGGCACGCAAUCUGGUGCACGUGUCCAAGCACCAGGUAGAGGCACGUGGGAGGUGA